Argentina anserina (silverweed cinquefoil) is the source of this 3149-nucleotide messenger RNA. RefSeq names its product receptor-like protein EIX2. The transcript has 2 exons. NCBI's taxonomy places the organism in Eukaryota, Viridiplantae, Streptophyta, Magnoliopsida, Rosales, Rosaceae. Gene Ontology annotation, molecular function: protein binding. The record is from RefSeq and is a predicted model, not a curated record. The coding region runs from base 16 to 2823 and encodes 935 amino acids.
UCUUUAGUCAUAUUAAUGCAUUCUAUUAAGAUGGUAGGAAGGAAACUUGCAUAUGCGAUAUUAUUGGUUCUUAUGCUGUUCCAUGGAUUCAAAUACUCAUCAGCAUUAGUCGGGAACCAGGAUGCAGAUGCUACCAUGACCGGGAUGAGGUGCAUAGAGAGGGAAAGGCUGGCUCUUCUUGCUUUCAAGCAAGGCCUCAUGGUUGAUAUCAAGAGGGAAAUACUUACUUCAUGGGGUUCAGCAAUAGAUUGCUGCAGUUGGGAAGGAGUCUACUGCAACAACCAGACUGGACAUGUCAUUCAACUUCAUCUUCAUUACAAAUUUUUACAAGGUACUGUAAGUCCUAAACUCAUUGAAUUGCAGCAGUUGGAGUAUUUGGAUCUCAGUCUAAAUGAUUUCAAUGGGAGCCAAAUUCCAGAGGUCAUUGGUUCUCUGCCCAAUUUAAGAUACCUUGACCUAGGUUGGGCCAGUUUUGGUGGUCGAAUUCCAUAUCAGCUUGGAAACCUUACUAAACUGGAACAUCUGGACCUCAAUUUUAAUCCCCUUCUUCAUGCAGAUACCCUCAGUUGGCUUACUCCUCUUUCUUCUAUAAACUACUUAGACUUGUCUUUCACAAACCUCAGUAAAGUUUUCGAUUGGCUGGAAACAAUAAACAAACUCCCUAGUUUAAGAAACCUGACAUUGUCAAUUUGCGAUCUUCCUCCUCCAAUGUCUUUCACUCUUUCCCUCCUUAAUGCUUCCAAAUCACUUGCUAGAAUUGAUCUUUCUGGCAACUAUGGUGUUGUCACUCCUUCAACACUGAAAUGGUUGCGCAACUACAAUUCCACCCUUUCUCAUCUUACCCUUUCUAGCACUGGUUUAAGAGGUUUGGUUCCCACUGCCUUGCACAACAUGACCUAUCUCCAACAUGUUGGUCUAAGUUUCAACCAACUUGAAGGAGAGAUUCCGCAUUCAUUUGCUAAGUUGUGUGGCUUGCAGGGCUUGUAUAUUAAUCAAAAUAAUCUCAGUGGACAGAUUUUUGAUUUUGUUCAAAUAUUGUCUACAUGUCCUCAAAGUUCAUUGAAAGAUUUAUAUCUAGAUGGGAACAAGUUAACUGGAACAAUACCUCACAGUAUUGGCCAAAUGUCCAAGUUAGAGGUCGUCCGUCUUGGUAAUAAUUCCUUUGAAGGGGUGAUCACACAAACUCAUUUCUCAAAACUCUUCAACCUAAAGCAAUUGGAUUUGUCCUCUAAUUCACUAGCUUUAGACUUCCAUUCUGACUGGAUUCCCCCUUUUCAAUUGAAAUUUAUAUUGUUGGGGUCUUGCAUGAUGGGGCCUCACUUCCCAGAAUGGAUUCGAACUCAAAAUAAUGUUGUUCAGCUUGAUAUUUCUAAUGGUGCAAUUGCGGGUAUCCUUCCAAGUUGGUUUUGGGAUUUAUUCAGUAAUGUAUUGACUAUGGAUCUUUCAAGCAAUCAACUUGAGGGAACAAUUGCAGAUUCAAGUGUGAGGUUUGCAUAUAAUCCUCAAGUAAAUUUUAGUUGGAACCAGUUCGGAGGACCAGUCCCUUCAUUUUUUACAAGUGCAUCAUCUCUAGAUCUCUCCAACAACAAAUUCUCAAACUUGGAGUCUUUCUUGUGUCCAACGAACUUGAGUUAUUUAACGUUCCUUGACCUUUCGAGCAACCACUUAUCUAGUGAUCAACUUCCAGAUUGUUGGAUUCAUUUUGAACGUCUACGCUUUCUUGAUUUGAGUAACAAUACUUUAUCUGGAAGAAUUCCUACAACAAUGAGCACGUUGUCUUCCAUCAACACUAUGAAGCUAAAUAACAACAGAUUUUGGGGAGAAUUGCCUUCAUCCUUAGAUAACUGCACAAAAUUAGGACUCAUUGACCUUGGAGAAAACAAUUUCUCAGGCUUGAUACCUAAAUGGUUAGGUGUUGGACUUCCAAAUUUGACUGUUAUUAUCCUAAGGUCUAAUCACUUUAAUGGUACCAUGCCAUUAGAGUUAUGUCAUCUAGCAUUCAUCCAAAUUUUGGAUUUCUCUGUGAACGAUUUAUCUGGAAGUAUACCAGAAUGCCUCAACAAUUUGACUACUUUGGCAACAAAAGGAUAUACUAGUCUGACCAUCCACAAUACAUUCACGUCCUCUGGUUAUAAUAAUUUGGUUGGUUUCGCUGGUGAUUAUGACAAUGAAGUAUCUUUCAUAUGGAAAGGAACAAUGUCCAAAUACAAGACCACUCUGGGACUGGUAAAGAGAAUUGAUCUCUCAAGCAAUAAAUUGACGGGACAAAUUCCAAGUGGUAUCACCACUCUUGUGGGGUUGAUUUCAUUGAAUCUGUCAGGAAACUUUCUUAAAGGAGAGAUCAGUCAAGACAUUGGCAAGCUGCAGUCAUUAGAUUCUCUUGAUUUAUCAAGCAAUCAGCUAGAAGGAAGAAUUCCCAUCAGCCUUGCUUGGAUAUAUCAACUUAGUUUCUUGAAUUUAUCCUAUAACAACCUGUUUGGAGAGAUUCCAAUUGGCCCUCAGCUCCAAACAUUUGAUGCAGCUUAUGAAGGAAAUCCUCAACUGUGUGGACCUCCACUACAUAAGGCAUGUCCUCAAGACGAUACAAAUCCGCAUACCUUGGAAGCUGAUGAUGAACUUAUAACGAAGGAAUUUUACUUCAGUAUGGGGCUUGGGUUUGUUGUUGGAUUCUGGGGAGUUUGUGGGAGUUUGAUUUUCAACAGGUCAUGGAGGUAUGCGUACAUCAAGUUCAUAACUGAUAUAAAAGAUUGGUUCUGCCGCCUUUGCCUGAGGCUAGUUUUGAUCAGCCGGCGUCUAAAGCAUAUGCUUCUGCUUCAUAUAUAGUACAUCCUGAGCAGGGCCAGCUUCUUGUAAGCCAAUUAAGUAGCUAGAACAUGCACACUUCUUCUCAGUUAAAGAGUACAGAGGUUCAAUCACUUUAAUGCACAUGUAUAAACAUAAACGUACGCACUUUCACUUAUAAUAUUCUUCACUUAUAUUUUGAUGUUGUACACUUUCAUUUAUUUUCUCUAUCUUUCCUUGUGAGUUGGGAGGUUUGUUGAGUUUUCUGCUUUUUUUUGUUUGUUUUUUGUUUUGUGAUUUCUACUGUUACUGUUACUGUAAUAACUAUAUUGGAGGACUCUUCAAACUAAUUACAGUUUGGCAUACAA